Molecule: messenger RNA, 1817 nt
Organism: Morus notabilis
Lineage: Eukaryota; Viridiplantae; Streptophyta; Magnoliopsida; Rosales; Moraceae
Product: protein RMD5 homolog
Exons: 3
Coding region: 319-1479 (386 amino acids)
Biological process (GO): proteasome-mediated ubiquitin-dependent protein catabolic process
Cellular component (GO): nucleus; GID complex; cytoplasm
Molecular function (GO): protein binding; ubiquitin protein ligase activity
Source: RefSeq, a predicted model, not a curated record
AAAAAGAUAUAUAUACAUACAUAUAUAAAUAUAUAUAUAUACAAGUUUUGCUAAAUUUUGCCCAAAUUUUUACUCCUCUAAUCUUCUAACCAUAUAAUUCUCAAAAGGAAAAAAAAAAAAACCAAAUCAAACCAAAGGCAGAAAACUCCCGAAUUUUUUCCCACUUCUCACCCACGGAGGAAUCUAGCCUUGGCACUUUCUGUUGAGAUUGGGUUGUUUAUAUAUUUCGGGACCGGCUCUAGAAGCUAGAAGUCGCCAAGGAAAUGCAUUACUAUCUGCUUUGAUAUAUGCACACUGACACGGUUUGCGUGAUUGUUAAUGGAGCUUAAUACCAUUAAAGAUGCAUUUGAUCGCGUUACAAAGAAGCAAAAGCUAUCCAGCUCUAAAGCUCAGGAAGUUCUUGAACAGAUUGACCGAGAAAUAGAACUGGCAUUACAAAAGCUACAAUCACUUGAUGAUCUCGAAUCGGAACUUGAUUAUCUCUCUGUCCUUGCUGAACUCAAAACCAAGUUAAAAGACAUGGCUCCGCCCAAUCAACUGGAAAGCACACAGAAAGAACUGAAUAUGGCAUUGAGCAAAUAUCCAAAACUUCUCGAGAAAACCUUCAAUCCAGAUAUAACAAAGGCCUAUAGGAAUACUGUAUUCGACACGCACACAGUUAACCAGAUAAUAGCCAGCCAUUUCUACCGGCAGGGUCUAUUUGAAAUUGGUGACUGUUUUGUGGCAGAGACCCAGGAACCAGAAUCUGUAUGCUCAGUGAAAUUGUUAUUCCAAGAAAUGUUUCAGAUACUAGAAGCCAUGAGAUGUCGGAAUUUACAGCCAGCAUUGAACUGGGCUGCUGCCAACUCUGAGAAACUCAAACAAAAUGGAUCCGAUCUACUGCUGAAACUUCACAGCCUGCAAUUCGUGGAAAUACUGCAAAAGCAAAGCCGAGAAGAAGCUCUCAAGUAUGCCAGAACUUAUCUCUCUUCGUUUGCUUCUGACCAUAUGUCUGAAAUCCAAAAGCUCGUAAUCUGUAUCCUGUGGACUGGAAGGCUUGAUCGCUCGCCAUACGCACAAUUAUUAUCUCCAACCAAUUGGGACAAAGUGGCUGAGAAGCUAACAAGGCAGUUCUGCAAUAUUCUGGGGCAGUCCUAUGAGAGUCCACUGAAUGUCACAAUAGCAGCUGGGGCCCAGGGAUUGCCACCUCUUUUGAAGUUCAUGACUGUAAUGGCAGGAAAGAAGCAAGAAUGGCAGUUGAUGAAGCAGCUGCCGGUACCAGUUGAGCUAGACAAGGAGUUUCAGUUCCAUUCCAUCUUUGUAUGCCCGGUGUCGAAGGAGCAAUCGAACGACGAAAACCCUCCAAUGUUGAUGACAUGUGGGCAUGUGCUUUGCAAGCAGUCUAUCAUGAAGAUGUCAAAGAACAGCACAAGAUCUUUCAAGUGUCCAUACUGCCCAUCUGAUAUUGAUGCAUCAACUUGUAGGCAGCUGUGUUUCUGAUGUAUUUCCAAAGUUGUUAGUAAUGUUGUUGUUUGCUGUUUCUGUUUUCUUUAUUUCUUUCCUUCUUUCAUGAACUGGUUUAAAUUUGUAGAAACUAGUUCUGUCGUUUGCGGUUUUGGUGACAGAAGUUGGUUUACUUCUGGUGUACUUCUGAUUGAUCAAUUGUUGUGCAUAGAAAUUCUUUCUUCUCGCUGGUGAUGAAGACAAUUCUGAAAUGAUACCUGGGAGACUGAGGUACUAGUAGUGGGCACAGGUAAGGGCCUUGGUACUCCCUUAACUUCCUUAAAUCUCUCGCAAGAUGAGUGGACCCUGUAAGGAAAAAUGGGGGAUUUUAUAAG